CAGUGCCCGCCCUGCCUCGUGAGAGCUCGUGGCGAUCUUCUUGGGAAGCACCAACCGGAAAGUUGGUGAGGAUUGAUCUAUUCCCUGCUCUGUACCAGAUGGAGAGAGAAGUUCAGUAGCACUACUCCAGUAGUACGUAGCAGCAGCAGCAGCUGGGCCGGCAGGGCAGUGAGAGGAUUAGGCGAUUAGCCGCUUAGCUUUUAACAGGGACAAGCUUCCUAGCUCUCUCUCUUUUCUCUUUGUUCUCCCCCUCAUCGAUCAGGCCGCUUUGUUCCCUUCUUCUCUCUUCUCUCUUUCUUCUCCCUCCCCUCGCGCGCGCGCGCUCGCGGCCGGUCUCUCCUUAACGCUUGCCGCAUAUGGGGGCGACGAGCAAAGCGUAGGGGUGGGAGGAAUUAAGCUGAUCGAGGGACAGGGAGAGGUUUCUUUCUCGAUCUCUCUCUGUCUCGCACGUCGUACGUGCUCGAUCAGUUCCUGCGGCCAUGACAUGGUGCAACAGCUUCAACGACGUGCGCGCCGUGGAGAACAACCUGGCCUCCGCCGCCGCCGUCGCCGCGGCCAAGAAGCAGCAGCAGCAGCUGCAGGCCUCCCCGCACGUCAACCUCAUCAAGACAUGCCCCUCCUGCGGCCACCGCGCACAGUAUGAGCAGAGUCAGUUGCAGGCAGCGGCGGCGACGAUCCAGGACCUGCCGGGGCUGCCUGCCGGCGUGAAGUUCGACCCGACGGACCAGGAGUUGCUGGAGCACCUGGAGGGGAAGGCGAGGCCGGACGCACGCAAGCUCCACCCGCUCGUCGACGAGUUCAUCCCCACCAUCGAGGGCGAGAACGGCAUCUGCUACACCCAUCCCGAGAGGCUUCCAGGUGUCGGUAAGGACGGACUGAUCCGCCACUUCUUCCACCGCCCGUCGAAGGCGUACACGACGGGCACCCGGAAGCGGCGGAAGGUGCACACCGACGAGCAGGGCGGCGAGACGCGGUGGCACAAGACGGGCAAGACCCGGCCGGUGUUCACGGGCGGCAAGCUGAGGGGCUACAAGAAGAUCCUGGUCCUCUACACCAACUACGGCAAGCAGCGCAAGCCGGAGAAGACCAACUGGGUGAUGCACCAGUACCACCUGGGCUCCGACGAGGAGGAGAAGGACGGCGAGCUCGUCGUGUCCAAGGUGUUCUACCAGACGCAGCCGAGGCAGUGCGGCGGCGGCGGCGGCUCGACGGCGGCGGCGGCCAAGGACCCCUCCGUCGAUCUCGUCGCCGGUAACAUCAAGAACGGUAGCGCGGCAGCUGCUACUGAUCACCACCAUAACGACGGCGGCGGCCAUGGUGGCAACAGCAGCAGCAUUCUGAAGGAAGCUGCAGGCAUCGUAGAUUUCUACAACCCAGCGGCGGCGCUGAUCGGCUACAGCCAAGCAGCUCCUAACAACAGGGCAGCUGCUUCUGCUCACUUGAUGCCUAACUUUGAGGUGCACACAGGAGGUGCAGGCUUUGGCCCGUGAUGGAAGAAGAGGAUGUGAAAUCCAAGCUAAAAACAAGGCAAACCUGUUUGACUGAUUACAUAUAGGUUAGAUCGAUCGAUUGGACAGAGGAGGCAGGGCAGAUAUAUAUAUUAUGGCACUGGCAUGCACACAUGGCGUAUAAUCUACUACGAGUGAAGGGAGUUUUACUAAACAUACUACUGGGCAAUAAGGAGUGUGUCGAGUGAGUUGCUGCACAGAUGUUGAAGCGUAGGGGGAUCAAUAUUCUUAAUUACAGUGUUCAUUGUUACAAGUAUACACAUAUAACUACUUGCCAUUCUCAACUUUUUUUGUUUAAUGAUAUAUAUGUUGUUCCAUAAUAAGACUGGUGGAAUUCAAUAUUGUACAUUGAUCGUUUAAAUGUAAGGACGGACUUCAUACAUAUAAAAACUAGAGUUGUGCAUAUGUGAUUUUCUUUUUUUUUAGUUAUUUCGACAAUCACAGUAUCCCAAUCCGAAGUCCAAACUACUGUUCUUUCACUCAAGU
Molecule: messenger RNA, 1994 nt
Organism: Oryza brachyantha (malo sina)
Lineage: Eukaryota; Viridiplantae; Streptophyta; Magnoliopsida; Poales; Poaceae
Product: NAC domain-containing protein 73-like
Exons: 3
Coding region: 480-1490 (336 amino acids)
Biological process (GO): regulation of DNA-templated transcription
Cellular component (GO): nucleus
Molecular function (GO): transcription cis-regulatory region binding; DNA-binding transcription factor activity
Source: RefSeq, a predicted model, not a curated record